UAUAAAAGGUGGAGCUGGUCAAGGCGCCGGGAGCUGCUGACAGGACCAGGUCAGAAGGGGCUCCCUGAACAGCGCUGCAGCCAGAGCGCCUGGAGCAGCACGAAGCAGCAGCUCGCAGCGUGCACUCUUCCCUCCGAGCACAUCAGGGCCCCUGCCCUGGAGCCCAGCAACUCUCGGUCUUGGUCCACGCACGCAUCUCUGAGGACCACUUGCCUCACCUGCGCCUGCCACGCCCCGUCCGGCCGCCGGGAUGAGCGAGCUUAACACCAAAACACCUUCAGCAACCAACCAGGCGUCUGACCCUGAGGAAAAAGGGAAGCCUGGCAGCAUCAAGAAGGCCGAGGAGGAAGAAGAAAUCGACAUUGACCUGACAGCACCUGAGACAGAGAAGGCAGCCCUUGCAAUCCAGGGCAAGUUCCGGCGAUUCCAGAAGAGGAAAAAGGAUUCCAGCUCCUGAAUGGCCAGGCCUCUCCUUCACCCUUCUACUUCCUCUCCCCCUCCACAGCUCUGACUCUCACGUGUCUCGUCCCUUCAUCCCUCUAGCCUCUCCCUGAGGCAAGCUUAACCUUCAUAUACUCUUGUCUCAGGCUCGUAAGCCAUCACAGUAGUAGAGGCACAAGGACACGAGAAAGCGAAGUCUCUAGUUGGUAGUCACUAGGGUGGAUCAGUCCACUUAGGAGAACUGAAGGUUUUGAGGUUUGACUCUCCCCUUCGCCUAGUGCUAAGGGCAGGAGGGGAAAGCCCUCAGAGUGCAGAGUCUCAAGGUGGGGCAUGUGUAGGCUUCUGUCAGUUGCACCAUUAGCAACACUUCAGUUAACACUUCAGCUCCUUCUGCACAACCCCUCCUGUCUCCCGUGAUUCAGCCACAGUGCAGCUGACCUUUCUUCCCUGCAGACCUAAAUCAAGGAGCUUGCAGAAUAUGGGGGUGCAUGUCUUUAGUCCCAGAACUUGCAAGGCAGAGGCAGGUGGAUCUUUAUGUUCAAGCCAGCCUGGUUGACAUAGUGAGUUCCAGGUUAGUCAAGGUUACAUAGACCCUGUCUCAAAAAUGCAAAAAAAAUAAAAAAACAAAAACAAAACAAAAAACCUGCCCGUGCAAAAAUAAAUAUAAAUAAGUGAGGCAGCUUAAUACAUUAGUGCAUGCUGAGUAGAUUCCUCCCAGGGAAAGAAAGCUGGGGCUGGUGGAGGCAAGGAGAAGCUUCCUUCAUCGUUCAGACUGAGGUCAGAAGAGCCAGAGAUGGCAGAAGGUUCAGGGACUACAGGCCGGGAAAUGAAAACUAAGAAACGUUUAGGAAGGAAAGCAAAGCAAAGAUGGUCAAGAUGUCUGAAGCUACACGCUGUUAUUGUUAACUAAAUACUCCAUGAGGGGCUCUUUGGCCUUUGCUAACCUGCCUACCUCUUUACCUGCCCCCGUCUCUAGUCAUCCCCAGAGCCAUGUGAACCAAGUGACACCCCUAUAGUUCUCAACCACCUUGCUGUGGAGUCAGGGCAAACAUCGCUACUGUAUGUGACUUUAGCAUGUUUAAUAAUUAUGACAAUAAAAAAAGCCCUCAAAUGAGGCACUGAAGUUCUA
Molecule: messenger RNA, 1570 nt
Organism: Grammomys surdaster
Lineage: Eukaryota; Metazoa; Chordata; Mammalia; Rodentia; Muridae
Gene: Pcp4l1
Product: Purkinje cell protein 4 like 1
Exons: 3
Coding region: 251-457 (68 amino acids)
Molecular function (GO): protein binding
Source: RefSeq, a predicted model, not a curated record